ACCGUGGCCAAAACGUCAAACUCUGUCACGUCAUAAAAUACGAGGAUUAGCGGCAACGAGAUUUUGAAUAUCGAGAUUAAUUAGGGCUCACACUGAGGUCCUGCCGCAGCUGCGAUGACAAUUACCGUUUAAUCGUCGAGCGAGAGAAAGGUGUAAAUAUACAAUCAUGUCCAACAGCAAUAUCACUUUGCCGAGAGCUCCGAAGGACUUGUGUUUCUCCGAGCUCGAUUUCGUGCAGGAGAAUUUCGAUGUCGACACGUUUCUGCAAGAUCACAGGAAAAAUGGCAAGCUGGAGACGAUGCGAGACGAUCUCGGCAUGUACUUGAAGCUACUGAGAUCGGCUAUGAUUGACCUGAUUAACAGAGAUUACACGGACUUCGUGAACCUGUCCAGUAAUUUGAUCGGACUGGACAAAGCCAUUAAUGACUUGCAAGCGCCGCUUGGACAGUUAAAGGAGGAAGUGAUGCAAGUGCGACAAGUUCUAGAUGAUGAAAUUACAACCAUUUCGGCUAAUCUGAAUGACAAUCUGAAGAUAAGAGAGCGCAAGCAAAGUUUGCACAGCUUGCAACAUGUGUAUAAGUCACUGAGAAAACUCUCCUCCAUAUUAUGUAUGAAAACGUUUAUGGAAAAUCCCACAAAGAUCGACGUUCUGGAGCAGGCUGCGAUUGAAUUGAAUCAAUUGAAAUUCCAUAUGUCCAGGUGUAAAUCGGAUAUCUCGAUUGAUCAAGAAAAAGAAACUACAGAAUUGGAAAACUUGUAUCUAACAUGUCUGAACGAGUUGUUCUUAGCAUGUAUACACGAGAAGAAUUCAAAUUUGGCGAUUCGUUGCCUUAGAAUUUAUCUUACGCUCGACAAGAUAACAAACGCUGAAGAGUUGGUUAGGCACGAACUUGUAAGGCCGUUAAUUUACAAUAUCGUUAACGAGGAGAAUCUUCAAACUGAUCCACUUGGCCUGCAAAGCAUUUAUCAUAGAUUACUGAAUAUUCUAAAUGUGGAAUUGAAACAGCUGUUGGAUAUCACGUUACAUCCCGAAAGAAUGUCCGUGAAGGGAUUUAAUUUUCUUGUGAACAGCUUUUGGGUUGAAGUCGAAGAAAAGAUCGAGCAAUAUAUAAAAUCCAUUUUUGCUCCUGGAGAUCCGGUACUAUUUCACAAAAGGUAUACAGCUACGUUGGAGUUUUUAACAAAGUUGGAAGCAGAGUGCGUUACGCCUGAAAUUUUGGUGGCACUGAAGAAUCAUUCACAAUACAAAAGUUUUCUCAAAAAAUGGAAUUUACCAGUGUACUUUCAAAUUCGAUUUCAAGAGAUAGCCGGCACUGUGGAGUCGGUGUUAGCCGAACCAAUAUCGCCGGACUCGGUCAAAGGUAGUCUUACGUCUCUGACGCAAAAGGAAUUCUCUCUUCACGCAACUGAUGUGGUUUGGAAUAAUCUGCUAAGGAUUUGGACCGACGAUAUCUAUUUGUAUCAAUUGUUUCACAGAUUUUGGAAACUUAGUCUUCAAAUAAAUUCGAGGUAUCAAACUUGGUGUCAAUGUGCAAUGAAACAAGUAUGGCCAGUGAUAAAUGAAACUAAUAGUCCAAAUGAUUCGAAACGUUCUACAAGAUUGAAUUUUCUAGUAUAUUUGUAUACUGACGUAGAAAAAUUGAUAAACGCCCUGCCAUCUUUCCUACAAAUGGUACAGUCUAAAAUUAAAGACGAAAACGUUACAAUAUCGAAACUAUUAGAAGACUCUUUGGGUGAUACGUCGAAGAAUCUAGCCAAUCUUUUACCUUUAAUUACAAAAGAAAUUGUGAGCGAGCUCUCGGAACAAUGCGUAACGCAUUUGAAACAAGUUAGCGAUAUUCCUCGAUUGUUUAGAAGAACGAAACGAGAUGUGCCGACUAAACCUUGUCCAUAUGUAAGGAGCGCGAUGGUUCCUCUUAACAAUUUCUAUACGGAUUACAAUAAAAUUAUUCCUGAAAAUAUUAUUCUUUGGUUGGAGCUGACUUUAUCGUCAUUAACAGAAAGUUAUUUGUUAUUCGUUACGGAUGUGUUAACAUCUGUACAAAAGACGGAAGAGAGUUUAAGAAGGUUGAAAAAGAUACGUGAUAAAUCCACUGGAGUUCUUUCAUCGGAACCGCAGGGGACCAGCGACGAUGAAAAGAUACGUAUUCAACUUAAAGUAGAUGUGGAUGGUUAUGCAAAUAUGGUUAAAGACCUUACUAUUUCGACUGCAAACAUACAUCAUCUGCAAGAGUUGAUAGAUGCUGUAGAAGCAGCCGUUAAGAAAUAAAAUUCUACUAGCAAAAGUAGUCAAUUGUGUGAAAUGUGCAAUUCAAGAACAAUUUAAAAACAUCGUCAGUUAUUUGUAAGAUUACACUGUAACACGAUUAAAAACUUUUAAAGUAAAUAA
Molecule: messenger RNA, 2389 nt
Organism: Solenopsis invicta (red fire ant)
Lineage: Eukaryota; Metazoa; Arthropoda; Insecta; Hymenoptera; Formicidae
Gene: Cog2
Product: conserved oligomeric Golgi complex subunit 2
Exons: 11
Coding region: 167-2269 (700 amino acids)
Biological process (GO): Golgi organization; protein transport; intra-Golgi vesicle-mediated transport
Cellular component (GO): COG complex; membrane
Source: RefSeq, a predicted model, not a curated record